Messenger RNA from Trichomycterus rosablanca, 1200 nucleotides. RefSeq names its product UBA-like domain containing 1b (gene ubald1b). NCBI's taxonomy places the organism in Eukaryota, Metazoa, Chordata, Actinopteri, Siluriformes, Trichomycteridae. The transcript has 3 exons. The coding region runs from base 91 to 516 and encodes 141 amino acids. The record is from RefSeq and is a predicted model, not a curated record. Gene Ontology annotation, molecular function: protein binding.
UAAACACUGCAUUAGCUGCAUGGUUGGGUACGUCGAGUUAAAGGAGUCUAAACAAAAACGUUGAACUUUACAGAUACUUUUGUAUGAAAAAUGGAGGAAUUAAGACAUAUAGUUAUGAUAAACCAGUUCGUUUUGAUAGCUGGAUGUGCGUCAGACCAAGCGAAACAGCUUCUUCAAGCGGCGCACUGGCAGUUUGAGACUGCCCUCAGUACUUUCUUUCAAGAAGCCAAUAUUCCAUACAGUCAGCAAAUGAUGUGCACGCCUGCCAAUACCCCAGCAACGCCCCCCAACUUUCCAGAUGCUCUAGCCAUGUUCUCCUGUCUCCGAGCUUCAGAAAGUAACGGUGCCAGUCCCAUUUCAUCUGUGGCUACUUCUCCUCCUUCUUACAUCAACUGGGCCGUGGGUUCCACAGCACCCCCCGGGCAGCAGGCGCUCUGGACAGCCAAUCAGCUCCCUUCACACAACUCCGUUAGUCAGCAGGCCUCAUCUGCGCAGUCCAUGGAAGCUGAAAGAUGAGAACAAGCUGCUACUGGGUCAGGCAGGACUAGCAGCACAGGUUGUCCUGUUUGAAGAUUCUGAUUUCACAGUGGCCUAGAGAGAAACAAUGACUGACUGUGAAUAAAACACUGAAAUACUGAACAAUGUGGCACACAAGAAACAAACACAUUGAAAUUCUGAAUGACUGCGUACAAACUAGAGACUCUUUAAAUGUUGUGAUGUAACAGCAUCAUGGAUAAGUGUGUAUUCAGCCCAGAUUAUUUCUUAGUUCCUACAGCAGGUCAGUCAGCCUGGAGUCAUUUGUACUAGUGAUUGCACUGAAUUUUUUGAAAUAUGUCUAAUUUCUGUCUGUACUGCCACGAUCAUGCCAGAAACUUGCCAUCAUGUCGGCAUGUAUUAGCGUGACCAUGGCUGAGCUGAAAAUUUUGAAAGCAAUUGUCUGCCAUGGUGUUUCAGUUAACAAUUUAGCCUUGACUUACCGUUUAAGAUGUGGCUGCCUUGCAGUUUAAGAAUGAAUUCUGGUUUUCUCAGCCUGGUUCAUGUAAUUUGACUUGAAGGCUGAAAUUUAAAUUAUACUUUAUGAUCCAUUGUACAAAAUUAUUUUGGUUUGUAAUUUAAAAAGAAAAAAAUACCCUGAUUAUUUGUUAACACUGAUCUUUAUUGUUUAUUAAUAAAUAUUGUUCCUUUCUUAAAACGAAUACA